AUGACGCCCCUAUGGAUUCCCUUCAUGUUCUUACUCCUCUUCAUUGUUCAUCUAAGAAGAAGGGGAAGGGCGUUGAAUCCUCACCGGAGACUUCCUCCGGGCCCACCACCACUCCCCUUCAUCGGUAACCUCCAUCAGCUCCUCGGCGACCUCCCUCACAUCACCCUCCGCAAACUCUCACACAAGUACGGUCCGCUCAUCCACCUCAAACUAGGCCAAGUCCCGACCAUCAUCGCCUCCUCGCCGGAAACUGCCGCUGAGAUCCUUAAGGCACAGGAUGUCGUCUUCUGCAGCCGCCCGUUCUUCGCCACCACCGACCGCUUCUCCUACGGCGGCCUCGACAUCGCCUUCUCCCCUUAUAAUGAUCACUGGCGGCGAAUCAGAAGGUUUGUCAACGCCGAGAUCUUCAGCCCUGCGAGAGUACAGGACUUCAAAGCCGUUCGUGAAGAAGAGGUCGGAGCUCUGCUGAAAACCAUAUCCAUGGUUUCAGCGGGCGGCAAUGGCUUCAACUUGAGCACGAUGAUGCUCUGCCUGUUCAACAACUUGAUAUACAGAAAGGUGUUUGGUAAGCGGAUAUCGGCCGUCCCCGGCGACUGCGGCAGGAGUCAGCACCAUGAGAUGAUCAUGGAGGUAGUCGCCUUCACUUCGGAGAUAUGCGUGGGCGAUUUUUUCCCUUCAUUGGCUUGGUUAGAUGGGCUAACGAGCUGGCGUGGAAGGUUAGAGAAGGCAUUUCGGGCCAUGGAUCGGGUCUUUGAACAGGAGAUAGAGGAAGGGAUGAAGAGAAGAAGAGGCCGAGAGGAGGAGAAGAGUAGUAUGGGAGAAGACAUUAAUGCAGAUAGCUGUUUGCUUGAUAUCCUUCUUAAAUGUCAAGAGGAAAUGGAUUCUUCUUUAGGGUUUCUUCUCACAAGAGAUAUGAUCAAAGCUGUUCUCAUGGACAUGUUCUUAGCAGGUACUAAUCCUGCCGCAAUCACCUUGGAGUGGGCUAUGGCUGAACUGAUUAAGAAUCCUAAAUCCAUGCGCAAGGCACAAGAAGAGGUGCGUCGAGUAGCCAAAGAUAAGGGAAAGGUUGAAGACGCCGACCUUCAGUACCUCCCUUAUCUGCACAAUGUUGUUAAAGAGACCCUUCGUCUUCAUCCUCCUGGCCCAUUACUUCUCCCCCAUGAAUGCAUCAUAGACACAAAGAUUAAUGGCUACGAUAUUCUGACAAAGACGAGGGUCUUUAUAAAUGCUUGGGCCAUUGGAAGGGACGCAAAGGUUUGGAGUGAAGAGCCGGAGGCUUUUCGACCAGAGAGAUUUGAGAAGAUGAGGGACGGUGUUGAUUUCAAGGGGCACCAUUUUGAGUUCAUACCAUUUGGUGCAGGGAGACGAAUUUGUCCUGGUAUGAUGCUUGGUGUGGUAGCCGUUGAGCUUGCGCUUGCUAAUGUUUUGAAUGGAUUUGAUUGGGAAUUGCCGUGUGGGAUGAGGUGUGAAGAGAUGGACUUGAGUGAGGGGUUCAGGAUGGUGAGUCACAAGAAGGUGCCUCUUACUGUGGUAGCUAUUCCAGCCGCUGGUUUUACUUGA
Dendrobium catenatum is the source of this 1560-nucleotide messenger RNA. RefSeq names its product cytochrome P450 71A1-like. Gene Ontology annotation, molecular function: heme binding; oxidoreductase activity, acting on paired donors, with incorporation or reduction of molecular oxygen; monooxygenase activity. The record is from RefSeq and is a predicted model, not a curated record. Bases 1 to 1560 code for a protein of 519 amino acids. The transcript is spliced from 3 exons. Lineage: Eukaryota; Viridiplantae; Streptophyta; Magnoliopsida; Asparagales; Orchidaceae.